Molecule: messenger RNA, 970 nt
Organism: Bufo gargarizans (Asiatic toad)
Lineage: Eukaryota; Metazoa; Chordata; Amphibia; Anura; Bufonidae
Product: phospholipase A2 inhibitor NAI-like
Exons: 7
Coding region: 116-928 (270 amino acids)
Source: RefSeq, a predicted model, not a curated record
UCUGCUCUGCAUCCCACCAAUCCUCCGGCUGCAGAGUGAUCACACUGUAACCUUGCUUCCCAGAGGACAGUGUCUCACUCAGACCGGAGAGAAGGUUGGCACACUGAGCAGAACCAUGAGCUCCCUGUUUGGAAUACUCUGCCUCCUCUCGGCUCCUGCAGCAACAAGUUACUCUUACUCAUGUUCUCAGUGUAGUUUUAUGAACUGGAAAUGCUCAGGCAACAACAACACUUGCCCAUCAGGAGAGAGGUGUGGAUUCUCAUACACAAAAGGCGUUACUGGUAGUAGGAAUGCUGUAUUUCUGGGCAAGCCACGUGUAUGGUCAUCUGGAUGUAGCCCCUUCGAAAGCACGAGCGCGCAAGGAAAAAUCAGGAAAAUCAAAUCAUGUUGUAACACGGAUGACUGCAAUCUUUAUAGUCCUGCAUGUGAUAAGAUGGCUGACAUUUUGGCCAGGACAUAUAAAUGUGCAUCUGAAUGUAACUUCUUGGGCAGCAUCCGCCUACAGCAACUACAAAUCAGCAUGGGCACAAUAUGUUAUAGCGAUCCCGAAUGCACUAUGAUCGGCAAUUUGCCAACUGAAAACUCUCCCCUCAAUGGACUGGGCUGCCCAUCCUGCUUAUCUGUUAACUCUACCUGGUGUCACACUGAUGAAACCCUACAGUGCAGAGGGGAUGAGACUAUGUGUCUUCUUCUGCAGACAACACAAGAAUCAGGCUCAAUGUCAACUUCAACAGCCUUUCGAGGGUGCGCAACAAUGUCUAUGUGUGAUCUUGGCAGUCAGUCCCAAAAUAAGACUGGAUCAUUCACUGAGGUUAAGAUUAACUGCACGAGAGCCAGCACCAGCGGUAGCAACAGAGGCAGCAUGAGUGUCCAUAAAGUCGUCUUGACUUCAGCCAUUGUGUGUCUCCUGCUGAAAUUGCUCUUCUAGUAUUCUUGGAGGAAUGUGGUCAAAAUAAAUGACAAAGAUGUA